Brettanomyces bruxellensis is the source of this 900-nucleotide messenger RNA. RefSeq lists its product as uncharacterized. Gene Ontology annotation, molecular function: spermidine synthase activity. The transcript has a single exon. Bases 1 to 900 code for a protein of 299 amino acids. The record is from RefSeq and is a predicted model, not a curated record. Lineage: Eukaryota; Fungi; Ascomycota; Pichiomycetes; Pichiales; Pichiaceae. Gene Ontology annotation, biological process: spermidine biosynthetic process. Gene Ontology annotation, cellular component: cytosol.
AUGAGUGAGCUAACGCAUCCUUUGAUCAUUGAUGGAUGGUUUAAAGAAGUCAGUGAUGAGUGUUUCCCGGGUCAGGCAUUUAGCUUAAGGGUGGAAAAGAUAUUGUAUGCAAAGAAAUCCAAAUACCAGGAUGUGCUCGUCUUCAAAUCCACAGAUUUCGGAAAUGUGUUGGUUCUAGAUGGAAUAAUUCAGUGCACAGAAAGAGAUGAAUUCGCAUAUCAAGAAAUGAUUACACAUGUGGCAAUGUUUGCACACAUGAACCCAAGGAGAGUAUUGGUCAUUGGUGGUGGAGAUGGUGGUGUUCUUCGAGAGGUGAUAAAGCAUCCUAUGGUAGAAGAGGCCACCCUUGUUGAAAUUGAUAAUUCUGUUAUUGAACUUUCUAAGAAGUACUUACCACAUAUGGCUUGCUCAUAUGAUAAUCCCAAGGUUAAGGUCGUUCUUCAAGACGGAUUCAAGUUCUUGAAAGACUGCGCUUCAAAAGAGGAGUCGCAAAAGUAUGACGUCAUUAUAACGGAUUCUUCCGAUCCCGAAGGCCCAGCUGAAAACUUCUUUACUGAGAAUUACUACCAACUUUUAUACGAUGCACUCACACCUGAUGGUGUGGCGACCUCCAUGGCUUCUGAAAAUAUAUGGCUUAACAUUAAAAAGCUUGCCCAUUUAAGGAAAGCUGCCAGUCAGGUAUUCCCUGUUGCCCGGGUCUCGAACUGUACAAUUCCUACCUACACUUCCGGUCAGAUUGCAAUAUUGUGUUGUGCCAAGAAUUCGCAUGUCGAUGUAUCAAAACCUAUAAGAACAGUUACAGAAUCUAAAGAGGGAACACUGUUUAAAUAUUAUAACCAUCAGAUACACAGUGCAAGCUUUGUUCUCCCUACUUGGGCCAAGAAUAUAAUAUAUCAAUAG